Molecule: messenger RNA, 14697 nt
Organism: Anopheles stephensi (Asian malaria mosquito)
Lineage: Eukaryota; Metazoa; Arthropoda; Insecta; Diptera; Culicidae
Gene: Hipk
Product: hornerin
Exons: 10
Coding region: 2524-6579 (1351 amino acids)
Biological process (GO): peptidyl-serine phosphorylation; peptidyl-threonine phosphorylation
Cellular component (GO): nucleus; cytoplasm
Molecular function (GO): protein serine/threonine kinase activity; protein tyrosine kinase activity; ATP binding
Source: RefSeq, a predicted model, not a curated record
AAACUGCACACACUCUCAAACGUCAGACCGAUAUCGAAGAGCGAGGACGUGUAGCGAAACACUCCCGUGCCGUGCGUAGCAGGAGAUAUGAUGUAAGCGAAUGUGUGCAAUUGUGUGUAGAAUGAAUAAUUGGCUCCCACUUGCUUGGCAAAACACGGACGCACCAAACUGCAUGUGAAGUGGAAAAUCGGGAAAAUCCCGUCACCAUCGCCCUUGUGAAACAUCGAGAAAAUGGUGCCCAUCGGGACAGAAGAAUCGCAAAGGUGAACGAGCGAGCGUGUCGGAGUGUGUGUGUGUGUGAGUGUGUGUACGAGUUGUGCGUGAAUCGCAGUAGUGUGGCGCGUUAGUGGUGUGUUGGUGAGGUGGCGUACGUAAGCGUAGUUGUGUGUGCGCUCGACAGUUGAGCACUGUGUGUGCGCUUGGUCAGCAGCAGCAGCAGCGUAUGUUUUCGUUUUGGUUGGUCACAGGUCGCGGAAAUCGUGAUCUUUGUUCAUCGCCGGGUAAUUCCUUCGUCGGCACAUCGCAACCAACGUCAGGGAGCGAGUGAGGAAGAAAGCAGGAAAAAACCACGUCGUCAUCCAUCCACAUGCGACCGGUUAAUGCGAACAAGCCCAUUUCGAAGAAAAAGGAAGCUACCUGCAGCAGUUGGAACUGGACGAAGAAGCAUUUUUCCACCUUUUUUCUUCCUUCAACGAUUGCGGAUAAAACAGAGUAACACUGCUGCACCGUUGCCCAGCAACACCACUGCACGAGGAAAAGGCAGACGACACUCCUGGUGUACGGAACGAAAACGAACGACAGCGGUUUUCCUGGAGAAGCAAAGCCGUCAUUUUCCUUCCAGCAUUUCGCCUCGCUAGCUGAAGUGUUUUUUGAAGGCGUAGUAAACCGACGGCGACCCAUCGAGCCACACGUACAUGUGUGUGUGUGUAUGAGUGCGUCUGUGCGUGAACAACCCACCCGGCAAAGCGCUGGUUUCGGGGGAAAACAGUAUGGCAAGUAGUGUUGCCGCCGGUGGAAAACCGUUGGCAGCAGCAACGUCCGGCAACGUUGGCGAACGGCCGGGAGGAGACGGAAACGGACGGCGUAGCCAAUAGAUGUGUGGCCGAGCAAUCGCGAUUUUCAGUUGUUCUUUACUUAGUUUCCUGACCGUUCUACGUUCUACAUCCUUCCGAGAACGCACUUCUCUCGUCAGCAUUCACCAGCCAGCAGAAGCAGCAGCUGCUGAACUAACGUAAAAUUUUCACCGGCUUUUCCGCGCCCUUUGCGAGCGUGUGUGUAGAUCGGGAAGUUUUCGUCUUUUUGUUGGAUUUUCUGAUCGUUUCCGGCUUCUAUCACGCGCGCAUUUCGAAAGGACCUGCUCUCUUUCCUUUCGUUUCCGGUUCCGGUGCGGUCCGAUCCGAUUUAAUUCCUUCGCAAGUGGUUCCGCGUCACGCGCUUUUCCUUUCAAGGGUGUGUUUAGCUAUCAUCCUUGCGAUUCGAGCAGAAAUCUUCAUCGCAGCAACCACCCUCUCUCACUGUGUGCGUUGUGUGGUAGAUGUAUGUGAGUGGUGUUUUGGUGUGCCCCUGUGUGUGCUGUCGUCGCGUUCGCGUGAUUAUGCGUUGUGCCUCGCGGUCAACCGCUUUCUCUCCGCGCAAAAGAAAAGAAGCGAAAGCGAAUAGCAAAUUAUUCAUGUUUGGCUCGCCCGCUUGUGUAUGUGUGUGUUGUUUGUUGGGUCUGUGAGUUUCUUUUCGAUAGUGUGUGCGCGCGUGUAUAUGUGUGAGCGUUUCGCGCGUGUGUGUAAUUUGUACGUGUGCUGACCGUGCACAUCCUCUUCGAUCCUAACCUCCCCCUCCUCCCCCCUCGCACGAGAAAGCUUUCCGCCACCUUUCCGCGGCAAGGUGUGCCAGAGUGUGGUGAAGAAAAAGAGAUUUUCCCUCUUUGCCUGAGUCAUAGUCGGUGGAAAUCCCCAUCCCAAAACAAAACGAUCGGGGGGAGUUGAUAGGAGGAGAAGGUCCUUUGCGCUGGAUCGUCCCCUUUACAGCAGGGUCCAUUUGUUCUUCUACAUCUUCUUCUUCGUUCUUACAAGUACAACACAACAUUUUUCUGCUUCAGCAAACCGUGUGGUGGCAGCGAAUUGUUGUACGUCCAGAGACGAAGUAGAGCGGCGAGUAGAGUGGCAGCAGCGGUAGAAGCGUCGUCACGCACGAAACAGUGAAAAAAGUGCUCCCGAGAACGAAGUCAGCAGUGUAAUCCGUAAAGCCCCGUCGUCGGUGCAUUCGUUUUGCAAAGUGCAAAGCAAAGGAGGCGACGACGAAUACACGAGCGAGUAAGCAUUGAUGGUCCAGUAGCGGACGCGAGAUAGAUUUACCUUUUUUCCACUGCUUGUAUCCAACAAAACCGCCACAAUUUUGGAGGUAUUGUCAGAGGGCGUUUGUGGUUGCGGCGAGUGUGCAACCAGCGGCGGCGGCGGCACAGUACCGAGCGGCAGCAGCGGAGGAGGAGGCGGCGGCGGCGGCGGUACGACGGUUGCAACUUCCGGGGCUAUGGGUGCCCCGUCAAACGGCUCCAAGACGGCACAUUCAAAGGUUGCAACCGGAGGAGGUCAUGCCAACACGCAGACCUCCAGCAAGCGUUCCAGCAGCGGAGCCGACGGUGACUACCAGCUGGUGCAGCAUGAGGUGCUCUACUCCCUGUCCGCCCAGUACGAGGUCCUAGAAUUUCUCGGCCGCGGUACGUUCGGGCAGGUGGUGAAAUGCUGGAAGAAGGGCACGAGCGACAUCGUCGCGAUCAAGAUCCUCAAGAACCAUCCGUCCUAUGCGCGGCAGGGCCAGAUCGAGGUAUCGAUCCUCAGCCGGCUCAGCCAGGAGAAUGCGGACGAGUUCAACUUUGUGCGAGCGUUCGAGUGCUUCCAGCACAAGAAUCACACCUGUCUGGUGUUCGAGAUGCUGGAACAGAACCUGUACGACUUCCUGAAGCAGAACAAAUUUUCGCCGCUACCGCUGAAGUACAUCAGGCCCAUCCUGCAACAGGUUUUGACUGCCCUUUUGAAGCUGAAGCAGUUGGGCUUGAUCCAUGCUGACUUGAAGCCGGAGAACAUCAUGCUGGUGGAUCCUAACCGACAACCGUACCGCGUGAAGGUGAUCGAUUUUGGGUCGGCGUCGCACGUCAGUAAAACGGUGUGCAAUACGUACCUGCAGUCGCGCUACUACCGCGCACCGGAAAUCAUCCUCGGGUUGCCGUUCUGCGAGGCGAUCGACAUGUGGUCGCUCGGCUGUGUGGUGGCGGAACUGUUCCUGGGUUGGCCCUUGUAUCCCGGAUCAUCUGAGUAUGAUCAAAUCAGGUACAUAUCGCAGACACAGGGUCUACCGACUGAGCACAUGCUGAACAGUGCCAGCAAGACGGCAAAGUUCUUCUACCGCGAUGUCGACUCGACGUAUCCGUUCUGGCGGUUGAAAACGCCCGAGGAGCACGAGGCGGAAACGAACAACAAGAGCAAGGAGGCCCGAAAGUACAUCUUCAACUGUUUGGAUGAUAUUGGGCAGGUGAACGUGCCGACCGAUAUCGAGGGUGGACAGCUGUUGGCCGAGAAGACGGAUCGUCGGGAGUUUAUUGAUCUGCUGAAGCGCAUGCUAACGAUCGAUCAGGAACGGCGUAUCACGCCCGGAGAGGCGUUGAAUCAUUCGUUCGCAACGCUGGCACAUCUGGUCGAUUAUGCACACUGUAACAACGUGAAGGCUUCGGUGCAGAUGAUGGAGGUUUGUCGCCGUACGGACUCGAUGAUUCACACUUACAAUCUGAGUGUGCAACCGACGACGGCGACGCUGGUGACAAACUUCGUACCGAACACGACCGAGAACAUGACGAUCACGUUCAACAAUCAGGUACAGCGGAUUGUGCGCGAGCGGGCACCGACCUACGACAACCAUCUGUACCAGAUCUACGGCGGUCGUAAUGUGGGACGCCAGUACAGCAACGCACGUCCGGAUGCUUUCCCGCAUCAGCUGGUGUCGAGCAUUCUGUGUCCUCCCGGGUAUCAGACGAUGCCAAGCCCAACCAAGCACGUGGUUGUCGGCGGUACUUCGAUGCAACCGCCACUACAGGUCCCACCGCAGCAGUACGUCAACGUGCCCGUACCCGUGUCGAUGGUAGAACCAUCGUCCGGCCAACGGAUGCUGCUGACGAACGCGGUACAACCGAACGUCGCAUGGCCACAGUCGGGCCGGCAGGUCGCUAUCGUCCCUUCGUGGUCGCAGCAGCCCGGCCCUGCUCACUCGCUGAUCGUUGAUUCGGCACCGUUCCUGAAGCUGGAAGGAAUCUACCCGAACCCGCACCUCAACAUCCAAACGAGCCAUCACGAGCCGAAGAAAGAGUCACCCGUGCAUCAUCUGGUUGUUCGUAAAUAUUCCAGCGUUUCCCGGCACGACAAGAAGGAAAACAACCAAUUGUCGCCGGUUAAGAAGCGUGUCAAGGAGAAUACUCCACCCCACCAGCGGUACAACCGGAGCCACAUGUGUCCGCAGUAUCAUGACAACGGUGCAAGCAGCGGUACGGGUGCGGGAGCUAGCAGCAGCACCGUCGCCUCAUCCUCCUCGUCGACGUCCUCGUUCUACCAGCAACAGCAGCAGCAGCAGCAGCAGUCAUCGCAGGUCCCGAGUGCUGGUGGCAGUCAGCAGAUGCAAGCACCGCCGGUACAGCAGGCACAGGCACAGGCCCAGGUUCCGGCACCGCAGCAUCACCACCACCAUCAUCAUUCGCAGCAGCAACAACCGCAGCUAGCGAGUGGAAGUAGCGGCAGUGGUCACCACAGCCAUCACCAUCAGCAGCAACACUACCAGCCCGUCGAUUCGUCGGGACCGGUCAGUGGAGGAGGUAACGGUGGUGGUGGUGGUGCAGGCAAUCUGCAUCACUCAUCUUCAUCCACCGCGUCUUACGGCGGCAGUGGUGGUGGUGGUGGUGGUUCGUCCGUCGUGAUGGGUGGCAGUGGCAAUAUUCACCACAGCGGAAGCGGCCAUCAUCACCAUGGUAGCAGUGGACAUAUUCACCACGGUCAUAGCCACAGCGGCCAUCACAGUGGACAUCACGGUGGCCAUCACGGGCACGGUGGAAGUUACAGUGGAAGCAGCAAGCAGCAGACCAUCACGAUCCACGACACCCCAUCACCGACGGCUGUGAUUACGAUCUCAGACAGCGAGGACGAAUCGCCGGAGGUGAAACACAACACCAGCUCAUCCUCGAAGAGUUCGCACACCGCCUCAAACCAGGCGCCGCCGUGUACGCGUGGCACGCAUCAGUCCUCAUCGUCGUCGUCGUCGUCGUGUCGUGGAGGUGGUAAUGGUUGCAGCGGUGGAAUUAAGACGUCCUCUUCUUCGUCCAAUGUUGCCCACAACAGUUCUUCGUCAGCGAGCCAGAUCAAUGGUGGAUCGGGCGGUCACCAGCAGCAACCGUACCAGCAGUAUCCGCCACAGCAGCAACACAUGAGUGUUAUUAGCGGCGGAAGCAGCAGCAGCAGCGGCGGAAACGGUGUAUCUUGCAGUGCUGGAUCGAGCAGCGGUCGGCAGCGAAAAUCGGCUGCCGUGUCAUCGUCCGCCACAGCCUGCGUUACGGUCGGGGACAGCGAUGGCGAAGGAGAGCGUCGUAGUCCGAAGCAUCAACCGAUCAAAUACGAACAGCACGCGGGACAGUCGCAGAAGAAGCGUCUUCUAGCGAUGGCGCAGAACGAAUGUCUGCUGCUACCUUCGUCGGGUAGCAGCAGCAGCGGUGGACAGCAGCCACUGCACGUUCCGAAACAGGAACCGAGUGAGUUUGUUGCGUACGAGUAUCCUUCGCAACAGCAGCAGCAGUUGGACAAACGUUCCUCCUGGGCACCACCCACGAUGGGAUCGUCGUCCUCCUCCUCGCAUUACGGCAACAGUGGCGGAGGACACAAGCGCGAAUCGUCGUCCUACCUUCCAUCGUCGUCGGCGUCUUCGUCCUCCUCGAUGGCAGCGGCAACAGCUGCAGCAGCAGCGGCCGCCGCCGCAGCCAUUCAACAGCAGCAACAGCAUCAGGGUGGUGGCAGUGGCGGUUGUAGCGGUGGUGCAAUCGGUCAUGCUCCCCCACCGCAUGCACACGCCAAGAGUACACCGACCGGAGCAACCUCGUGGGGUCCGCCAACGGCUGCCGUCUACCGGCAACAUCAACCGAGCGCCAACACCCCACUGGGCAGCUCGCCUGGCGCCAUCCUGCAGCAGCACCAGCAGCACCAGGCCCAACAGCAGCCGGACAUUUACGCCCAGGGCGAUAUGUACCGCCGAUCGGCGGUAUUCGUGUCCCAGGCGGCGCCCUACCAGUCGGCGUACAACCGUGUCGUACCGCCGCCAGCCCACAAUGCCUCCAGCCGGCAGGUGCGGAACACACCGCUUAGCACUAGCUCGCCGUACGCGUCCAAACACGACAGCACGACCAGCACUGAGCGAUUCCCGUCUUUUCCGUUGCAGGUACUGCCCACGCAUCCGCUGCCGGCGCACAUACAGUUUCCGACCGCCCAGUACGGCCAGUUUGGGCCACUGAGUCCGGCUCAGAUCGCCAACAAGCACCAUUACGCCUGGUUCGGCGAGUAAAACCCGCCCCGCCCCUCUUCCUUCGAUAGCUGAACGCUUCACGUUUUGCACCACUCGUAUCCCGGACGUCGUGACGUGAUCUCGUUCCCGGUUCGUCCUCCUCAGUGGAAGAAUGGAACAGGUUGGAUGCAGAGAGAACACAGUCGACGCGAUCAUCCCCUCGUUGAUGGUGCGGAUGCCGUGCUGCUGUAAAGCGCGGGAGUGUCGGUGUGGAAAGAAUUGAAGGGAUCGUUGGCUUUUCGUUUGAUAUUUUUUGUACUUCUUUUUCAUUCAUUACGUGCUUUCCUUUUAUCGUCUUGCUGCAGGAUUUGAGCAAACAUUAGCUGUUAAACGGGGGUUUUGUAAAGCAGUCUUUGUUUAGCGUUUUAAUUUAAUGCUUUUAUAUGCCAAGUGUUUGAUGAAUACGUCCAUCCGUACACAACCACCUACGUAUGGAAGCGUUAGGAACGGGUGUUUAGAAGUGAAUUUUGUGGUUUGUGUGUGCACCUUCUCUACAUUUCUAUCGUUUUUCUUGUAAUUGCAGUUUGCUCAGUCAAAUACUUUCUAUUUUCAAUCAUGGCAUUAGCGUGUAUGUGUAUGGCAUUAGUGUGUGUAGAAGCAAAGAGGGAGAAUGCAAAUGGGCUUAGAUGUGUGCGUCUGUCUAUCUGUCUGAUAGUGAACGUUAUCAAGUUGUGCUACGUCGUCUGUGCUGUGUAGUAUUAUUACUGUCAAUGCACCACACACAUACGCUGCAUCGUUGCAGUCAUUUUCUAUGUAUAUUGGCAAAUGAAGGGGAAAAUCCUAAACUUGGCAGCUGUUAUAGCAAUGAGAGAGAAACAUUGGGAAACGUUUAAAUUCAUCGAUCGAUCGUCUGUACAGCGGAGAGGCGUAGCAGUAGCAAUGAAUGUUCAUUAAUGUGUUUCAGUGUUUCUCACACAAUCGUAAGAACCGCCAGCGACGGGAAAAUGGGGGUCUCUAACUUGCAUUGCGCUCUUAUGUCGGAAUAAUGUUUUACUAUUAGUUUCACAAAUUACUCUUACCUUUAUUAUGGAUUUAGUUCAAUUUAAAAAUUGUAAUGGAUCGAUGGUCACUGUUUUAGUGAAGGAAAAGCGUGGCAAACGAGGGCCACGGGUAAACGACUGAACUAAUAAGGCCGGCAACGUACGCGUGUGGGCAGGAUGAAAUCUGGAAAAUGUGUGCAGAAGCGAGCGAGGUUUUUCGUUAUAACGUUUGUGAUUAAGCUUGUUUUUUGUCGUUGGAAACCGUCUAUGUUUGCAUUCGCCAUAGCGCAUUACUCGAGUAAAUGUAAGCAAGCAUCAUCCGUAUACCUGUAGUAGUGUGUGGCGCACGUUUCUAAAUGAUUGGUACCUGUUGAACAAUUAUAAGCAAGCAGUUUAAACGUUUAAACCACUACAAGCGUGCGCGACUUUGUAUAAAUGUUCUCCUUAGCAGCUUUAGAAGGGUGUGAGGGCGCAAAAUAACAAUUCGCAUUUAAGUGUUUCACGAAGCAAAAACGGGAAAUCGGAUAAGUGUUGCUGGGUGAGAUUGUACCGGUGGGAGGAGGUGGUUGUUUUGUGAUUUUGGUUUAACACUGUGUAAAGCAUUCAGUUUGGAUUGGGUUUGGACAGCUUUCUACGAUAUCGAUCGGUUGUGUGGAACAAUUUGAACGCUACAAACUAGAAGCGAUCCGUAAGGGAGCCCUCCUUUUAACGCCAAGUAUGACAUAGUUCGGCUACUGCUAAUACACAUUGCCAGUAAAGUUUUUCACUGCGUUCGGCGGUAGAAAAACUUUACCCCCGUAAAUACAUACACGCGCUCGCGGGCAUCCAUAAGGAAUCGUUAUCGGAAAAUACUGAGCUGCAUAAGUCGCUGCUUCUUCUAUUGCACCCUAUCGACGGUUUAGUUGAACGGUCCUUGUAUUAAUUAAUUAACAAUCUAUGUUAAGCUGUGUGAAUAUUAUCUGGUUGCGUGGGUUCAUCAUUCCCCGCACCAAUCAAGUGUAUAAUCAGUAACAAAUGAAUACAGCAAAAUUGCCUUACGUGUGAAAAAAGAAGCAAACACAGUUAAACCCUAUAUUAAGUGUAACUACAAGAAAAAUGAAGCUGGUGGAACUUUUGUUAGCUUUUUGGUUUGGCAGCGUAUGCGCAGCCCAAUGGGGAAGUAAAUUCUUGGAUGUGGUAAGCUGUGUUUUCUGGUAUGUGUUAUGGGACAUGGGAGGAUGGAUCUAUAGAAUACGGAAAUCUAUGUCGUUCAGCGCUAGAAUGCUGGGGGACAGGACUAUCGUACUAAUAACAUGCAUUUGUGGCAGGCACCACCCAGCAAAGGGAUACGCUUCCCUCCAAUCAUUGCAGUCGAGGAUGAUGUUAGGUUUUGGUAAAUGGAGCAACAGGCUACAACACACACGAUCUCUCCGUUUGGCUUUCGUUUAGUCGCUCCAUAUUCAGAUCUCCCAUACUGGUUUCUGCCCACCACACCACGCAUUCUAUGAUUGGCCAGCACCAGCAUAGCAACCCCCGAUGUAAGCACCCAGACUCAGACUGUAAUACGUUUAUGUUUAAUGCUGUAUAAGUGUAAGGGCUCUAAAUAGAUACAUGUAUGGCGCGUAAUGCAACUAAAAUGCACUCUUGGGACGGGUUGAAGUAGGGUGUGAUAUCUUAUCGAGGAGCAGGAGGCGUACGGUGGUCGCCGGAGAGAUGAUUUUACAUACGUUUUAUUUUUGUGUUUUUUUUAUUAAACUUACUCAACUAAGAAACUCACAACAAACAAACAAACAAACUAAUCAAUUUAUAGAGAGACUGGCUAUUACAUACUUCUUCUUAGCUUUUAUUGCAUUAAGGUUUUUACUGUGUACUUUCUCACUGAUUCGUGUAUUACAACCGUUAAGGGUAUAUGGUUCUCUUGGUAGUUUGAAGGCGUGCAAAAAUGCUGCUUAUAGCAUAGCUUGGAUUAACGUUUGUUUUAGCAUUGUGCAACGAUUGGUCCCCAAAAUCUUUGUACAGUUUCCGUGGUUUUUUUCUUCGUUCUAUCUAAAGAGUCGAUUGGCUCACUAAGUGUUUCUUUGUGCUUUCGGGUUUUGUGUUUUACUCCUUGGUUAGUGUUAGGGCUGUCUGGGCAGCAGCAGUAUUCGUAAAACCUAUUCAUAUAUUAAUAUUCACGAGAUUAAUCGGUAGGCAUGAGUCGGUGUCUGUAGGAACAACUGGAGGCGAGGAUUAAUAAUGUUUGAUAAAUGCGUAUGUAACUAUUCUGAAUAAUCGUUCGUCUUUAUUUUAUUACACAUUUGCGUCUACACAAAUACCUACGUUUAUAAAAGCCGCCGCAGCAGUGAAUAAAAUAAAAAGAAAACGAUGAUAUACCUGAUACGGGAUUAUAACAAUAAAAGUAAACCAACUAGAGGAAACACUGUAGAUCAAAACACCAACCGCCAAUACAAAAAUGAAGCGCGCUCGCGAUACUUCCGAGAUGCCGUGCGUGCGAACCUAGAGUGACGCACCAACCAACAAUGGACAGAUUUAAAUGGUUACUUUUCAUAUUCGUGUGUGUUUUAUUUGUACUUUAGCCCACUUUAAAAGGGCCACGUUAUAAGCAGUAUAUAUAUAAAUCAGUUCCAAAAAAAAAACAAUUGCUUUCUAAAUAUUGCUGCACCACUACGCCGACGCCAUACCCAGGAUCGAUAAUCAUGAUUUGUAGCUCAGCGAACAGGGUGAGGAAAUGUUGGGUAAAAGGAAUCCUCCAUCCCGGUUUUGUUUGCACCUCAUUUAACGCAUCUCUAUAUGAUACACAUAUUCAUAUUCAUCCACCACUCCAGAGCUCUUUGGAUCGUUUUUUUGGAGUGGUUUGUGUUGGCUGGUUUAAUUUUGUUUUUUACUUUCGCCGGUGGUAUAUGCGAACACCCCUCCUUUUGUACGAUAUAAUAAGUAACGUAUUGCCUUAUAUGGAAAUAAUAUAAACACUACUAAGAAAUGGAAAUAUUCAAUACGAUUUGAUAAUAUACUAUAUAGCCUAGCUCUAUCGGGUUUGAUUUUUCUACGCGCCCUUCGAUAAAGAAAAAAAGAUGCACGUGCGCGUGUGCGCAAUAGUGUUGAACGAGAUAAUUUUAAAUCAUUGGCGAGGAAUGGAUAACAAAAUCAGAACGUGUGGCGCCUAGCAAGCGACCACUUUGUCACAAUUUGUAAGAGAACAUACUGUUUCUUUUUUUUCGUAUGUGAAAGGUACACAACACACAAAGCUAAAGCAAAAAUCGAGAACGAGUAAGCGUACUAAGAGUAAUGAGUAAACUGUAUAACAAAACCACUACACGUUUAUAUAAAUAUAAAUAUGCAAAUAUGAAGUUUAUGGUAACGAAAAACGUAAAAAAAAAACACAAGCAACAAAGCAAAAGAAAAGAAAAAAAGUCGCUGCUCCCUAAAAAGUGCAGAUGAGAAUAAAGUCACAAGAAAAAAGUGAAAAAAUCAUUACAAAACGUAUAACAAUGGUCCGGUUCCACGCCGGGUUUGGUUUUUGUUUUGUUUUUUAUUUUAAUAAUUUAUUGUUUUGAUAUCAGUUCGUUUUAAUUUUGUUAAAGAAAAAACACACACACACACACAUUCAAACGCUGAUAUCGGAACACUCACUGUCCGAAGCUAGUUUAGUUUCGAUUAUUAUUUUCUAUCGUUUACUAAUCGAUUUUCCUUGUUUUCAGGUUUUUAUUUUUCCGAAUUUUCUAACGAAGGACAUUUACUACUCCUCGAAACGACGGCACAAUCCUUUUACAAUAGAGCUGGAAGCACAUUGGGGUGUGUGCGCAGGAGGCUACAUUGCCCGAUUGCCCCAAAGUGACUAGUAAUGUGAUCAAACGGUUGGUGUAUGUACUCUGUGUAUAUAAUCGAAUACUUGUUAGCGGGUCUAGGUUUUUAUUGUUGAACAGGAAACAAAACUAUGCUACCUUUUUUUCGGCCAGCGUCGAAAGUCGGCAGUCAGUCUGCUGCCUAAAAGGACUGCCGCUAUGUAGGAUGAUUGGAAAACAACGUAAGGCGGCGUGUAGCAUUGCUAUCUUAAUGUAAAAAAAAACUGUUUGUAUUUUUAACUGGGCAAAACAACAUUACUAGCAUUGUGAUUAACUAAGCUGGAUGUAGAGUUGGCUAACACAAAAAAAAAAAAACACUACACGCGUACACAAACACUAUAGUGCAGCAGGAAAAAAGGCAAACAAAAUGGCCGAAUCAUUGUAGCAUUUCUUGGUGGCUCUUUUGCAAACUCUUCUUCAAAUUCGUACUGAGUGUGUACCUACUAUUACACUAUUACUACCAAUACUAUUACUGACUGUGUGUGUGUGUAUGUUUGUUUGUGGCGAUCAGAUAGAGAGUGAACGACUAUAGGCACACGUUUUAACAUGAUGUUAGUAUGCAAACAAAAAACUUAAUCGAAGGACAACACUAGAUGAUAGAUGUGAUGUAAACUAACAAACAAGCUAGCCGUAACUAGAAAUGCCAGAGACAAAACAUGGGAAAGCAAGCAGUGAAGCAGUGAAUUUUAACCGUACAUUUUUCUCACACAUACACGCUCUCUCCUCCUCCCUCUCUCUGUCUCUGUCUGUCUAAAGGGUUCCCUCCGUUUUUUCCUGCAUCCGGUCUUAAUGCGCCCCGGGAAUGCAUAUCCCUCCUAUAACAAAAUGCAUGUUCGUUCAGAGAAAAAAUCAGUUAUGUAGUGGGAUAUUGUAACAACACAAUUUGUAACUUUCUACUCGUCUAUUGGUCGUUCCAGAGAAAAGGCAACUUGAUAGCAGUUUUUUGAACUAACGCGCGUGUGUAUGUGUCUAGGAACGGGUGGUCUAUAAAUGCUUUUAAAACACUGAUUGUACUAGAGAGGAGUUGGUGUAGUAGUUGUUCGGUUUUUUGAAUCCUAGUAUCCAGCCCGGGGCCAAUAGUAGGUCCAUGUGCAAUGGAAGGCUUUCUUUUUGGUGCCACAUGAAUAGGCUCGAUUUGGGUCAAAAAAAAUAAUUUAAAGGUUUUUGUAUCUUCGUACAGGUAAAAUAUUACAGAACUAUCCAUUUAUAUAGAGUCAUAAUAUAUUAGAUUGGUUAAAAUAUUGGAGGAACUUUUUUUAGAAGCUACCAUUCAAAAUUUCUGUAUUUUUUAGUAAUGUUGAACUUUUUCCUCUUUCCUCCCUCUUCUUUAAAAGUUGUUGAGCCUAAAAGCUGACGGCUAAAAGCUGAAUUGAGACUCCAGAAUGGUGAGCCUACCGUCUGUGCGAGCCUCUAUAGUUUGAACAAAUCAGCUGCAAUUCAUACAUUUUCUACAUUUCCCAUCCCGCUUUUCUGGUUCUCCAAAUCACAUGUUCUAUCGUUUCUCAUUGCGAUUCAUGCAAAUUGAUAAUAAACUCUAUCCCAGAUGAAUAUUAGCUGACAAAGGUAGCGGCGGCGGGUGGGGUCAGCAAAAUUUAGACGAAGCCGCGCGUCCGAAGCACCGGAGAAGGAAACACAAUGAACGCAUCAAACCGAAAUACAUAUUUGUGAUAAUAAAAUUAACAUAGAGUGCAUAUAGGAGGAUAUAUACAUAUACCAUAUUAUACAUAUUAUCUAUAUACAAUACAUUUCAUGUUUAAUAAAAUCACAAACACACCCACACACAACAAGUUAGAAAAGAGGGAGGGACGGGAUAGGUGUGUGGUGGUGUUUGACUUUUCAAACGUUCUUUGGGCUGGGGCUAGCGGAUACAGCGGAAUCUUUCUUCUUCUACCUCUGUAUCCUGCCAAUACAAACUGGCCGCCGUAAGCAAAUUUUGAAAAAAAAAAAACACACACACACAAGGAGGAAAAACAAAUAACAAAACCAAAAGCUUUUAUAUAACAAAGAAAACAAAUGGUAGAACGCUUAGAAGAUCGAUCGUUUGUAUUGAACAAAAAGGGAAAGAAAUAUUGAAAAAGUAAAAUAAACCAAAACAUAUACAACAUAACGCUAACGUUUGUUGCCGUACGUAUUAAAGUAGUGCCCGUGCUCUACAGAGAGAGAGAGCCAGAGAUUUUGAAACAAAAUGGCAGGGUUAUGUGUUUGGUAGGCAGGACAAAAUGGCACAGCUAUAACCGAUUUCAUGGCACCUAGCGAUACUUUCUAUGUGAGCGAACCGAAACCCCCCACAAACAGGUCCAAAGUAACAUGUUUUAGUAGUAUUUCUAUAAUGGAACACACACACAAACACACCGUAUCUUCAAAUGGUUGCAUAGUAAAACUUAAUCGGAAAUGGCCAAUUUACAAGUUUAUUAGUGUCGCUCUUUGUAUACCAACAGAAACUAAGCAAUGGCUAACUUACAAACAUUCAGUCCACUUCUGCAUACUACAUAGCGCAGCUGCACACCCGUAUUUGUAACCGUAUUUUGCCAUUUAACAAUACACAGUACCAUAGUCUGCUCCUUCUUCUACUCCUCCGUUCGCUGCGAGAGAGUAAGGCUCCAGCUUCAAGCUCCGUGCGACCAGCAAGACCAGAAAGAGACCAGCAAGAGUAACUUUUACACAUCCCAUCGAUUAGAGAAACCGGAAGCAGUUAGGGGUUUUGUACAGUAAGGCGAGCAAAAGGCAAUGAAAGUUUUCUGCAGAACCAACCAACCAACCAACCAACCUUAGUAAGUUUUUACCAUUCGAAGGAGGAAGAAGAAGGUGGGCGAAGAAGUUCAGCAAUACCCACGACCACCCAGCCGCUCGCUCUUUCUCGCAAAGUCGAAAUGUGUAGGAACUAAAAUGGAGGGCAACGUUUUAUACAAAAGCUUCUCAACGUACUUGCGAACACAAUAAUCGAAUAGCGAGCGAAUUAUUAUAAUAAUAGCUAAAACCAACUAGUAACAUACACGGACAACCAAUAGCGACUAGUUUAAUUCACAACUAGAAAGCAAACGUAAAACACACACACACACAAAGCACAAAUAACGGAAGAAGGAGAACCAAAUAGGAGAAGAACAACAAACCAAUACACACAAAUAGACAAAACGAAGACAAAACAAAACAACCGAAACCAAACCAAGCUCUUGAAACAUGAGAGAAUAAAAAAAACGUAUAAACAUGAAAUAAAACGGGAAAGUCUGAUUAAUUUUAAUGUGUACACAAGCGAAGAACAAAACAAAACAAAACAUAGCAAACGAAAUAAGAAGCAGAUAGUAAGAGAAGAAGAAGAA